ACAUGCUGGCCUGUAUCCAGAGACGGCAGAACCUCUCGUCGCAGCAUCUGGCCUGCACACCCAAAAGCCUCGAUGUUCCACCACCGCCAUUACUGCUGCCAGUACCACCACUGCAGCCCUGCACACACAAAGGCGAGCCAGCCUCCAUGAUUUCUCGGUACCCCUCUCCUGCAGAGUUGGAUGCUUUUGCCCAGAAGACCGCCAACAGCCCGCUGUCCAUCAAAAUCUUCCCAUCUGACGUGCGGGUGCCGCAGCACAAACAGCUCAACAAAACAGUCAACGGCUUAGACACCACAGGCCACCGCUACAGCCCGUAUUCACACCCGUACUCAGGAGGCUACCAGGGCUUGCUGGCCAUCGUCAAAGCCUCUGUUGUGGUCAAAGGUGUGGUGAAAAACUCAGAGGGCAGGAGGACUAAACAUGCAAACACACAGGCCUCUGUGGCACCGUAUAAUAAUCCUCUGAAUAAUGGCUACACUGUCAGACACGGGCACAAGGCCUAUCAUAUAAGCGCAUGUAAGCCCCCUGAUGUACCCAUUGAGACACUUUGUUCUAGUGCAGGGAUGGCCUCCGGAGAUCAGAGCCUGGCCCCCCAGUCUGAGCUGGCAGAGGUUCAAAGCCUGAUGAGGCAGAUGAGCAGAGUUCCCCACAGCCAGGCCCCGCAGCUGGGGGGGGAGGCUCGAGCCAGCCCCUCUCUGCAGGCUGUGGCUGCAGUGGCACAUUCAGACUCAGACUUUGUCCUGGGAGUGCCGCCCCAGAGCAGUCUGGCAUUCACGGGAGCGGUGCUACCUACACAGAGCGCAGACAUAGCCAAAGCUGGUUACUUAGAGAAAGGAGACUACACAGUGUGGCAGCACAAACAUCAAAUGCAGCAGCAGCAGCAGCAGCAGUCGUAUCAGCAUGUAGCAGUGAGGAUGUACAGUGUGAGUAACAGUGCUCAGGGGCACAGAGCAGCAGAGGCUGGGGUUGGCCAGUCUCCUCAAACCUGCCUCCCUUUGGCGUGCUCCUCACAGCUGUCCUACAGGCCGCAUCCCCCCAGCGUAGGUACUGGGCAGGAGCGGGUCAGCGGCUCCUCUCUGAACUGUGCUCCCAUGCAGGGGGAGUUCUCUGUCGGACAGUACUUCGCCCCUCUCUGGGACGGCGUCGUGACCACCCCUAACAGCGACUGUUAUACUUCUCAGGUGCUGGCAACGGGUACAUGUGCAGCCAGGCCGAGAGAUCUGGGGCUCUCCCAUCCACAUCUCCACCCAAACCGCCAUCAACACAACCACCACCACCACAACCAUCCUCAGCGUCACCAGCCGCAGCUCCACCCUCCUUUUCCCCCUCACACCCAGGCCUACAGCGCAGACCAAAACCUCUGUUGCGGGCUGCCUAGUUCUAGCCUGUGCCACGCCGCAGUACUUAGCAGCAGCCUGCAGUCUCUGGAGUGCCUCAUCAGUGAGAUCCACCCUCCCUGCAUCAAAGAACGCAUGCUGGGCCGUGGGUACGAAGCCAUGGGGAUGCCUCAGCUGCUGGAGCACCACCAGCAAACCCACAUCCAACUCCCUGUCUACAGAUAAGACGAGGUGCUGGUACACAACGGGACGCAGGUGCGAAAAACCUAUUAUAGGAAGAGGACGUGCGUCAGUUCAGACAUCUAUGAGACUGAGACAUGCCUUUUUUAGUUUGUGCAUGUACUGUAUUUGUAGAAGGCUUUGUGCUAUAAGCCCGAUGGUAAAUGAUAAUCAUGACUUAAGAUAUAGGUUUAUCUUAUGGACUUCUCAUGUUUUAUUUUUAUAUCCUAAAUGGCCAUCAAAUAUGCCUGCUGUUCUUCAUUUAAUUACCAAUGCUGAGCACCCAAUCAGAGUUUGCCAUUACAUUUUUAAAACAAACAAAGUCUUAUUUUGCAGGUGAUUCCUCCGUAGGCCUUUACAAAAAUGGAAACUCACUGAACUGAAAUAAUCAUUGGUACCCUUCUAAAAAACACUUGAAUCUGGGAAGGAUCUCUUUUUGUGAAUAUAUUGUAUAUUUUUACAUACAAUGGCUUCUUAUUUGAGAGGGAACAUUCCUUAAUUAUCCACUGAAAUAUUAGUUGUUUGCUGCUUCAUUAGUUUUGUCCUCUUUUCAGUGACUCCCGUGUUAUACACACACACACACACACACACACACACACACACACAGCGCACCCGGCUUCUGCAAUAUGAUGCAAAUCUCCUAGCUGCUGUAUGGGGAAACAUUUUCAUCAUUUGCGUACAAAUGUGAUUUUUUUUUGUUUUGUUUUUUUUUGUUAUGCAGUCAUAGACAAGGUUAUGUUAUUUAACAUCUUAAUUGAUUUAACAUUGUCACGCUGAGCUCAGCAUAUUAGGACUGUUGCAUAUCCAAAUCAACACUGUGGCAUUCAGGCCAAGCAACAUGUGCCCUUUGGUUGUUAUUUUUGUUUAUUUCGUUUGAUAUUUUUAAGAGGUUGUGUGGACAUUUUUCUUGAAUGAAAAAAUAUUUUUUUUCCUCUGGAAGGUUGUGACACUGUUUCACACAACGGCGUGCUAUGUUUUGGAGCAGGCCACCUGAAUCAUUUACACUAUCUUCUUUGUAGGGCUAUAUUAUCUCUGAUGGUGUGAGACGUGAGACUGAGUAGAUCUUUGUGUGUCUGCACUGGUUCUGUAAUACUAUUUAUUUAUGUCGGCCUGUUGAGUUAAAUAGAAAACUGUCUCUAUAAUUAUAAAGUGCAAUUAUUAUAUAUGAACAUGUGAGCGCUCUCCAUGAAGUAUGUUGGUGAAAUAACUACAUUUUGCAAUGUAUGACCCUAAACCCUCACCCCUUUUUUGCCUCUUCUUAAUAAGGAUUGUCAAGUAAAUGAAAUUUUCUAAACCCA
Lates calcarifer (barramundi perch) is the source of this 2854-nucleotide messenger RNA. Its product is annotated as protein FAM222A. The coding region runs from base 3 to 1562 and encodes 519 amino acids. Lineage: Eukaryota; Metazoa; Chordata; Actinopteri; Centropomidae. The record is from RefSeq and is a predicted model, not a curated record. The transcript is spliced from 2 exons.